Salvia hispanica is the source of this 966-nucleotide messenger RNA. NCBI's taxonomy places the organism in Eukaryota, Viridiplantae, Streptophyta, Magnoliopsida, Lamiales, Lamiaceae. The record is from RefSeq and is a predicted model, not a curated record.
AUGAGUUCUGAUUCAUCGUCUCGUGCUCAGUCCGACGAGGAAAUAUCACAUUCUUCUUCCGAAGAAGAGGUACCUCCCGCUCCCACCGGAUGGGAUGUAGCGGGUUUCGCCAACAACCCAAUCAACAACUAUAUCUCCCGCUGCAUACAAAGCGAGAUCGCUCGAAUGCAGCAGCCACCCCCCCAACGGCCAAUCCGCCGGCGGCGCCGAUACAUCCCUCGCAACCACACUGGUGCGCACGAUCGGCUGUUCGCCGAUUAUUUCGCGGAGGAACCACGUUAUCCGGCAGAUGUAUUUCGUCGCCGGUUCAGAAUGCGCCGCUCCCUCUUCCUGCGCAUUGUUAAUGCGUUGUCCGCGCGUUACCCCGAGUUCCGGCUCCAGCGAGACGCAGCAGGGAAGCCCGGACUAUCGCCCCUACAGAAAUGCACUGUUGCCAUCCGGCAGUUGGCAUAUGGAGGGUCCGCCGACAUGUUCGAUGAGUAUCUGCAAUGCGGCGAGACGACUGGCAACGAGUGCCUGAAGAAUUUCUGUCAGGGCGUGCGAGAGAUAUUUGGGGAGCACUACCUUCGCUCGCCGGACGCAGCUGACUGCCAGUUCCUACUGGAUUGGCACUGGAGGACCCACGGCUUUCCGGGGAUGCUCGGCAGCAUCGACUGUAUGCACUGGCAGUGGAAGAACUGCCCAACCGCGUGGCGAGGCCAGUUUACUACCGGCUACAAAGGCCCCUCCAUCGAAUUCACGGCCAAUGGCAAUGUGCAUAACAUGGGGUACUACCUGGCUGACGGCAUCUAUCCGCAAUGGCCCGUGUUUCUGAAGACGAUCAGAUGCCCACUCGGAGAUAGAAGAAGGUAUUUUGCCCGAGCGCAAGAGUCUGCGCGCAAGGAUGUGGAGAGGGCAUUUGGGGUGCUCCAAUCGCGAUUUGCACUUGGUAAAGGGUCCGACGCGCUUUUUUACUACCUGAUUUGA